Patiria miniata (bat star) is the source of this 1380-nucleotide messenger RNA. RefSeq lists its product as uncharacterized. The record is from RefSeq and is a predicted model, not a curated record. Gene Ontology annotation, biological process: neuropeptide signaling pathway. Gene Ontology annotation, molecular function: neuropeptide receptor activity. Gene Ontology annotation, cellular component: membrane. NCBI's taxonomy places the organism in Eukaryota, Metazoa, Echinodermata, Asteroidea, Valvatida, Asterinidae. The transcript has a single exon. Bases 1 to 1380 code for a protein of 459 amino acids.
AUGGCUGAUCCUACCAAAGAGACGGCCGUAGGGCACAACUACUUCACCGACGACGAUAAGUAUCUGUUCCUACUGAUGGUAAACAGCUUGGUUUUCUUUCUCGGAGUGCCUGGUAACUGCCUCAUCCUGCGUGUUUAUUGGACCAAGAUCCGUAAGACCAGCACCCACGUUCUUAUCAUGGCCCUGGCUUGGGCUGAUCUGUAUGUCUGCUUACUAAGAAUACCCAUGAUCAUUUCUUUAAUUUUAUAUCAUUCUGCAGCCGAUGACCGUGAAACAUUUGCAACUGUUUUAAACUUGACUCUGUGUUCGGAAUGCACAGGGUUGAUCACAUCCCUACUGAUCACAACGAUCAUAGCAGCCGAUCGCUACGACUGCAUUUGUCGCCCUCGCAGGCGUUUCUUCACUCCCAGAAGGGCCAAGGUCAUUGUCAGUGCCACCUUGCUUUUGUCGUGUGCCAUAAAUAUCCCACUUAUCGUUGCCACAAUAACAUCCUACUCGCUAACACUGAUUAUACUGACAGUGACGUUUCUCGCGGCUUCGUAUGUAAUUGCGCUGGUGACGAUGAUUGUGUUUUAUGUGAGAGUCUACGCAAAGAUCCGAAAACAUGUCAAAGGUGCCGUCCCCACACCCCCGGUAGAUCACAGAGAUGACGUUGCUCAUGUUCCCAAACGCGAGACGAAUAGAGAGAUCCGGCCCAAAGUUGCAUCGGUUGAUAUGCCAGUGGUCAACAAUGCUGUCUCAUCAUCCGUCGAUCGACCGACUUCGAACACAUCCCGUGGCAACACCGUCGACAACCUUCAGUCGAAGAAUCAAUCAAAGAUCUGUGCUGCCUCUGCCGUUCAUGAUGUUUACGACGCUAUGUCCAACUGUCCUGGCACAUGUUCUACCAAAGCGUUCAUCACAAACACGACGAAUAGUGUUGCACUUUUGCCACCAGUUGAAAUGCCCAUGCCUGAUUUGCUUCAGAAAGUUGCCGCAAAUGGGAACAAGCUACCUGGACCGGUUGGUGUUGGUACUGGAGGGGAAGCAACUCAGCCUGUCGUGAGUGGGGACAGACGCCCCCACCUUCAGCUGAUGAGACACGCCCCAAAGAAGGUCGGUGCAGCAGUCCUACAGCGCAAGACGACCAGAAUGCUCCUCGUCACAAGUGCAGUUUUUCUGGCGACGUGGCUGCCAUAUUUACUUCGUGUCACUGCUCAAUUCGCUGUUAUGAGCGGUGUAGAGCACAUCAACAACCUUUUUCUCGAAACAACAGAGUAUCUUGUGGCGUUAUUAUUUGUGAAUAAUGUCGCCAAUCCGCUGAUUUACGGGGUUGCAAAUCGGCGAUUCAGAGAAGACUGUAGGAAUGUGAUGAGCAAAAUGAGGGCUAGGUGUUCUUAA